UUAUUCAAAAACUAUGUAGAUUUUAACUCAUCAAUUAGUAAUACAUUUUAAAACUUUUAUUUCAUUAACCGACGAAUAAUUAUUUUGUCUAUACAACUUUUUCCAUGGUUAACUAAUUUUACUAUACAGUAUAAAGUAGGAGAUACAUGUCAAGAGAUCUUUAUUGUAAUUAACAACUUCAAAAAACUAGACAUCAGUCGUGUUUUGUUUGUCUUGAAAUUUAACUAAGAUUUACUAUAGUAUAAUUUCCAUCCAUGACAUUAAAAAUGAAUGAAUAACACUUUCAAUUAGCAAGAUAGAAAUUUUCAAUUACUUUCAGGUAAUAAUACAAAAACAACAAAAGUAUUAUAAUUAUGGCGUUUGGCGUAGUGGAUUUCAUAGUUUUUAGUUUAAUAAUCAUUAUAUCUUCUGCCAUUGGCAUUUACUAUCGAUUUACAGGCGGCAAACAAAAAACUACUCAAGAAUACAUGAUGGGUAACCAAAACCAAAGUAUUAUACCAGUUGCAUUUUCUUUAUUGACCAUGUAUACAUCUUCAACAUCUCUGUUUGGCGGAAGUUCAGAAAUUUAUACACAUGGCACACAGUUUGUUAUACUAUAUGUAGGGUAUAUUAUUGGAACACCAGUAAUUGCUUAUGUUUUCCUACCUGUAUUUUUGAAAGUUGGAAAACUCUCCGUUAACGAAUAUUUAGAGAAAAGGUUUGGAAGUCUUACGAGGACUAUUAUAUCUCUAUCAUUCAGUAUCCAAACUAUUAUUUACAUGGGAAUGAUGCUAUACGCUCCAGCACUGGCUUUAGAAACUAUAGUUGGUCUUUCUCUUGAGUUUUCCAUAGUUUUGGUUGGUUUAGUAUGUAUAUUUUACUCAACAAUUGGAGGUAUCAAAGCAAUUAUUGUAACAAGCAUGUUUCAAGUAAUAAUUAUUUUAGGCUCAAUAUUAGCUGUUAUUGCAGUUGCAAUAUAUGAAGCCGGUGGUUUAUCAGAAAUAUGGAAUAUUGCUGAAAAAGAUGGCCGUAUCGAAUUAACUAAUUUUAAUAUAGAUCCAAUAGAAAGACAUUCAUGGUUUAGUUUGGUUUCUGGAGGAUUUUUUUUAUUUUUAUUAAAUAAUGGAAUAAAUCAAGCUCAAGUUCAAAAAUAUCUUACCAUGAAAAACAAAACAUCAGCAAUCAAAUGCGUUUGGCUUAGUUUACCAAUUUUAUUAAUAAUAUCAUAUACAAAAUGUUUCACUGGCUUGGCUAUUUAUUCAAAAUACCAUAAUUGUGAUCCAGUCAAAUCUGGACGUAUUACAAAAGAUGAUCAAUUACUAUCAUUGUAUGUGAUGGAUACAAUGGGAAACAUUCCAGGAAUGACAGGCUUAUUUGUUGCUGGUGUACUGUCGUCAGGGUUGAGCUCUGUAUCGCCAGUUAUUAAUUCAAUGGCUGCUAUUUCAUUAGAGGAUUACAUAAAACCUUUAGUGAAAAAUGAGUUAACCGAUAAAAAAAAAGUAUUUUACUUAAAAUUGUUAGUUGUUGCUUAUGGAAUUGGGUUUAUAAUAUUGGGGUUCUUCAUCAAAUACUUUGGAUCACUUUUGCAAAUGUCUGUAGUUUUGAUAUCAGUGUUUGGUGGUCCUAUUUUGGCUGUGUUUUCGUUAGGAAUGUUUGUACCUCAUGCAAAUGAAAAGGGCACAUUAACUGGUCUUCUUAUAGGGCUGAUACUUUCUUCUAUUAUUGGUUUCGGUGGACCAAAACCACCUGUCAAAUUUUUACACAGAAAUACAUAUGGAUGUUCAUUAUUUAAUCAAACUGUUACUACAGUGUUAAAUUCAACCUUGACAAAUACAAAUGUAAGGCCAGAUGAAAAUUAUUUCUAUAUCUACCGAAUAAGUUACAUGUAUUAC
Molecule: messenger RNA, 1871 nt
Organism: Daktulosphaira vitifoliae (grape phylloxera)
Lineage: Eukaryota; Metazoa; Arthropoda; Insecta; Hemiptera; Phylloxeridae
Product: putative sodium-dependent multivitamin transporter
Exons: 10
Biological process (GO): sodium ion transport; transmembrane transport
Cellular component (GO): membrane
Molecular function (GO): symporter activity
Source: RefSeq, a predicted model, not a curated record